Dracunculus medinensis (Guinea worm) is the source of this 897-nucleotide messenger RNA. The record is from the annotation of a GenBank genome assembly. NCBI's taxonomy places the organism in Eukaryota, Metazoa, Nematoda, Chromadorea, Rhabditida, Dracunculidae.
AUGGAUGGACGUGAUGGAUCUGACGAUUCAAGCGAGGAUAAGGAAGGCGAUUUUUUAACGAAUAUAAGCAAUUUAGAGAACGUUGAAAGGUUGAACUUCGACUUUGAAGCUUAUCCUUUAAUUGAUUCUGAUAAGGAUGGCAUUAUCAACCUAUUAACGCAGAUUUUUUUGAGAGCUCCAGUUGAUUUAAAUUCAUUAGCUGAUAAACUUAUCCAACAGGCGCCGUUUGGAUGUGUAUAUCGAACAGCUGAAGAAUUUGCUGAUGAAGAUGGGGAAGAUUUAAUUUAUGGUAUUUUAUCUAUGGCGAGUUUAAAUAUAAAAUAUAAAUAUGCGAUCGAUAUAUGGGAUUUGUUAAAAAGUCGAGUUCAUAAAUAUAUUGAAGAAAAUGUUAUUAACCGACUGACAGAAUUAUUUAAUAUGAACGAUUCUGUUGGAUUAUUAAUAAAUGAGCGAUUUCUUCAUUUUCCACCAUCUAUUGCUGCACCUGCUUUUAAUUCUUUGAAAAAUGAUAUGAAAGCAUUUGAAGGUUUCUGUAAUUUCACAACUGUUUUAUUGAUAGUAAAAAUUCGAAUCGCAGAAGCAAUGGUAUCAUCUCAAUCUUAUAUUAAAAAGAAAGGUAAAAAGAUGGGAAAAGCAGCGAAGAAGAGGGCAGCUGCAGCUUUAAUUUCUAAUUCCGAUGUGAUUUAUGAUAAUGCUGAGGAGAAAUUACUUUUCCAGGGUAUUAUGAAUUUUGAUUAUUUCCAAUACCCAGUUCAUUCAGAGGUUGAGAAGGAAUCAAAAUUUGGCUCUAUCGUUGUCGGUGGUGUGACCUAUCGACCUUAUCGAAGAAUUUGCUUUUUAAAUAAUGAACAGUUUAAAAAUUUUGUUGAUAUUGUUAGUAAUGCAAAAGGAUUAUAA